AUGGCAAAUCAGCCUGUCCUUAUUAUAGGCGCUGGUAUCAGUGGCUUACUCCUUGCACAAAGCCUUACACAGCAUGGAGUCCCAGUCAGGGUAUUUGAACGCGAUGCAGAUCUUGAAACCCGUGGUGCAGGAUGGGGUCUCACCUUGAAUUGGUCUCUUCCUGCCUUACAAUCUCUUCUGCCAGAGGAUAUCUUCAAUCGCCUAACGGAAGCAUAUGUUGACCGGGAGGCUGUGAAACAGGGAUUCUCUUCCACCUUUCCUUUUUUCGACCUUAGCACCGGGGAAUUAAAGGCUUCGACACCUAAAGCGCCCGAGGCAAGUCGUGUUCGAGUGACUCGGCAGGGUCUCCGGGGCUUGCUUGCUACGGGAAUUGACGUUGAGUGGAACAAGGCCUUGAAGGAAUUGACUUCUACUGAUGAGAACACCACCGCCACAUUUGAAGAUGGAACCUCGGCGACGGGGCGUCUAUUGGUUGCAUGCGAUGGUAGUCACUCGCGAGUCCGACGCGCACUCUUUCCUGACUUGAGCCUACAAGAUAUACCAGUCCGAAUGCUUGGUGUCAAGCUAAAUCUGACAUCUGAGCAAGCGAAGCCCGUUCGGGACCGAGACCCUUUCUUCAUGCACAGCACUCAUUCUACAGAGAAUAUGUUUGUAUUCUUGAGCAUGCUCGAUGCUCCCGGCAAUCGCCCAGAUGAUAUCCAUCCGUAUGUUUUGCAGAUGUGCGUCUCUUGGCCUUACCGUGCUGGCUUCUUCGGCAGCGACACUCCGAUCGAGAUUCCUGGGACGGCCGAGGAGCAGCGAAAUUUGAUUCACGACUUUGCUAAGACUUGGGCUGAGCCUUGGCAGUCUCUUGCGCUGGGUGUCACGGUGGACUCUGAUAUAAAGGGUCUCAAAAUUCAGGAUUUGCCGCCACCUGCUGGUUUCCAGACAAAUAGUCGAGCCGUUCUCAUGGGCGACGCUCUUCACGCCAUGGCAAUGUACCGAGGCGAGGGUGCCAAUCAUGUUAUUUUGGAUGUUCAGGAUUUCGUCAAAGAACUCGCUCCGGCCCUGCAAGGUGGCUGCAACUACGCAAGUCUAAGGCCAGCGUUGGACAGUAUUCUUGCUCUAACAUUACGAUCAACUUUCUUCAACGUCGGCAUCAUGGCAGACACUCUUAAUCUCCAAGGCAAGGUCGCCAUCGUCACCGGCUCAGGUCGUGAAAAUGGAAUCGGUGCUGGUAUUGCUCUCGCCCUUGCUCGAAACGGUGCCUGGGUGACGGUCAACUACGUCUCUGACUCAACCAAGGACCGAGCUGAAAAUGUUUGCAACCUCCUACGUGAAGCAGGCGGUAAAGCCAUCCCGGUACAGGCCUCAGUGGAUACUAUCGAGGGCUCUCAACUUCUCGUCAACAAGACCCUUGAAGGUUUUCGAGUAGACCACAUCGACAUCCUGGUAAACAACGCAGGCAUUGCACACUUCUGCCCCAUCACUCAGGAGCCCAAUGUAGAAGAACUGACAAAGACCUUCCAACUCAACGUUCUCGGUGCUUUCUACAUGGUGCACUACACUAUUGCACACAUGCCACCUGGUGGUCGGAUUGUCAACGUUAGCUCUACCAACUCAAAGAGAGGAAGUGGUCACGUUUCUGCAUACGCCGCUUCAAAGGCCGCGCUGGAUAGUUUGACAUGGAGCUGGGCUGGAGAACUCGGUCGUAGCAAAGGUAUCACUGUCAACUCUGUCGCACCAGGCCCUGUCAUCACAGACAUCUAUCCCGAAGGAACGGAAGAGGAGCUGACUAGAGAGGAGAUCUCUCUGACUCGGGCUGCAAACCGGGCUGGUACGACUGCUGAUAUUGGCGAUGCGGUACUUUUGUUGGUGAAUGAGAAGUCGAGAUGGAUCACGGGACAGUAUAUUGGUACCAGUGGCGGAGUGACCUAUUAA
This is a messenger RNA of Fusarium coffeatum, 1920 nucleotides long. RefSeq lists its product as uncharacterized. Gene Ontology annotation, molecular function: oxidoreductase activity; FAD binding. NCBI's taxonomy places the organism in Eukaryota, Fungi, Ascomycota, Sordariomycetes, Hypocreales, Nectriaceae. The transcript is spliced from 7 exons. The record is from RefSeq and is a predicted model, not a curated record. The coding region runs from base 1 to 1920 and encodes 639 amino acids.